AUGAACAAACUAAUCACUCUAUUAGGACUGGUAGUACUUAUUCAGAUAUGCAUAGCCGAAAAUCCGCGGUAUGACCCUAGAUACAAGCGGGAAGCUACUCCAGAAAGAUACGCAGAAAAUCCUCGUUAUGAGCCAAGAUACAAGCGGGAGGCUACCCCAGAAAGAUACGCAGAAAAUCCUCGUUAUGACCCCCGAUACAAGCGAGAGGCUACCCCAGAAAGAUACGCAGAAAAUCCUCGUUAUGAGCCAAGAUACAAGCGGGAGGCUACUCCUGAUAGAUAUGCUGCAGAAACUCCAUCAAAGAGAUACAAGCGAAGUGCCAUUCGACGAGGGCGGUUUGGUGCUGGACGUCGAGGUGUUAGAGUAAAUGAUAAUGGGCGUGUCAUUAGAAAGGGAAGGCGUGUUCAAACCCAACCCCAAGAGCAGGAGGUGAACUUCCAUUAUCAGUACCUGUAUGAGCCCUCCUACUAUUUUGACACACCUAUAUAUGGACCAGGACCCAGUGAACUGGACUGUUCCUGUAAAAACACAGAUUGUGGACAUGACGAGUUUGAGAGUGGUGACUGUCCCAAUGACGAGAAGCGAUGCUGCAAGUUUGACUAA
Saccostrea echinata is the source of this 603-nucleotide messenger RNA. RefSeq lists its product as uncharacterized. The transcript has 3 exons. NCBI's taxonomy places the organism in Eukaryota, Metazoa, Mollusca, Bivalvia, Ostreida, Ostreidae. The coding region runs from base 1 to 603 and encodes 200 amino acids. The record is from RefSeq and is a predicted model, not a curated record.